UGACUUCACCGAGGCCAUUCCAACAUGUCAGUGCUUUGAUGGGUUUGAGCCUGUGGACAGUAGUAACUCUUUUAAGGGAUGUCAGAGAAAAGAAGCGCUGAAAUGCCACAAGCAAAGUCAUUUCACGUCUUUUCCUGGAAUGAAGGUUCCUAACAUGUUCUUGCAUAUAAGGAACAGAAACUUGGAUGACUGUGCAGCUGAGUGCAUCAACAAUUGCUCGUGUACAGCGUAUGCUUAUGCGGACUUGAGUAGCGGAGGUGCUAUGGCAGACCCAUCAAGGUGCUUAGUUUGGUCAGGGGAGCUUAUUGAUGCUCAGAAGGCAACCGGUAGCGAGAACCUGUACCUCCGACUUGCCGACUCUCCUGGUAUUCGGUAUUCCAUGCCCUAUCUUUUUUUACCUAGUCAGUAGUGUUUUUAAUACUCUAUUGCUAGUAUAUAUAUCAAUACAUAUUUGACCCAAAAAAUGUAGUACUACAAAAAUAAUUUCCAAAAAAAAUCUAAGCGUACCAUUUUCAAGAUAUCCAAUCUAAAUAUAUCAAGCAGUAUCAGUAGUUAAAGUUUUAGAAGUUCCAUAUCCAAAACACCACGUUGUUUAGAACUGGAAGGAGUACAUAAAAGCAAGGUCCUCUUGUUUAAAUAUACACGGCAUUCCUUUUAACAUCAUUUUACAAUUGCUAGGUUGUUCAAUUACUUCUGGCCUUCACUUUCAAAUUCAACUACAAUUCUUUCCAGACUCCAUGUCUUAGUUCCCAGAAGGAGAAUUUUCACCCGCAAAAGAAAAAACUUUCCCAGAAGGCCAUAGCUAGUUACUAUUUUUUUUUCUUGAAUUGACAAUAAUGGCCAAUGCAUAUUUGCAAGAUCAACUACCUUUUUUUAAGAUGACCAAAUCAUUGAUUUACCACCUGCCCUGGUAGUUCAGGUUAAGAAAUAACGAUAGUCUAGGUGCCUAAUUAGCUUCAAUAAUCCGUCAUGAUACUUAUGGAAGUUAAUUCUGAAUCCUGAUUGGACGCAUUUCUGCAGUCGACAAGAAAACCAGUCCAGUAAAGAUUGUACUCCCCAUUAUAUCAUGUCUGCUACUAUUGGCAUGCAUAGUCUUCGUCUGGAUGUACAAAUAUAGAGGCAAAUGGGGAAAGAAGAAAAACCAGAAGAAACUGAUGCUAGGAUACAUUAGCACAUCCAACUCACUAGAAGGCAAUAAUACGGAAUUUCCAUGUUUUAGCUAUGAAGACAUACUUUCAGCAACAAAUUUUUUCGCGGAUUCCAGCUUGCUUGGACGUGGAGGUUUUGGCAAAGUUUACAAGGGCACACUGGAAGGUGGAAAUGAAGUUGCUGUCAAAAGGCUUAGUAAGAGUUCUGGACAAGGUAUAGUGGAGUUCAAAAAUGAAGUAGUUCUCAUUGCAAAACUGCAGCACAAGAACCUAGUCAGACUUCUCGGCUGCUGCAUUCAUGAAGACGAGAAGUUAUUGAUCUACGAGUACUUAGCUAAUAAAAGUUUGGAUGCCUUUCUUUUUGAUCAUGCACGAAAACAUGUGCUCGAUUGGUUGACACGGUUCAAAAUAAUUAAAGGAAUAGCAAGAGGCCUUCUCUAUCUCCAUCAAGAUUCAAGAUUAACAGUAAUUCACAGAGAUCUCAAAGCAAGCAACAUUUUGUUGGAUAUAGAAAUGACUCCUAAAAUUUCAGAUUUUGGUAUGGCAAGAAUCUUUGGUGCAAACCAGAAUCAUGCUAACACAACCCGAGUCGUCGGAACAUAUGGUUAUAUGUCCCCUGAAUAUGCAAUGGGAGGUGCAUUUUCUGUGAAAUCAGACACUUAUAGCUUUGGGGUUCUUCUCUUGGAGAUUGUUAGUGGCAUGAAGAUUAGCUCACCUCAGCUCAACAUGGAAUUUUGUAGCCUUAUAUCUUAUGCCUGGAGAUUAUGGGAAGAUGGAAAAGCUACCGAACUGGUGGACUCCUCCAUUGCUGCGAGCUGCCCACUUCAUGAGGUAAUUAUGAAGGUGAAGAAGCCAGGGAGGGAAUGA
Molecule: messenger RNA, 2015 nt
Organism: Aegilops tauschii subsp. strangulata
Lineage: Eukaryota; Viridiplantae; Streptophyta; Magnoliopsida; Poales; Poaceae
Source: RefSeq, a predicted model, not a curated record